Molecule: messenger RNA, 2444 nt
Organism: Exophiala viscosa
Lineage: Eukaryota; Fungi; Ascomycota; Eurotiomycetes; Chaetothyriales; Herpotrichiellaceae
Product: Oligosaccharyl transferase STT3 subunit-domain-containing protein
Exons: 5
Coding region: 1-2262 (753 amino acids)
Biological process (GO): post-translational protein modification
Cellular component (GO): membrane
Molecular function (GO): dolichyl-diphosphooligosaccharide-protein glycotransferase activity
Source: RefSeq, a predicted model, not a curated record
AUGGCCGUCUCCAGUCCCCUCGACCCUCUCCUUCGGGGGAGCACCAGCAAAAACACCAGGGGUCUACUUCGGAUCAUCAUUCUAGUGACCAUCGCGGCUGCCGCGGUGGCUGCUCGUCUCUUCAGUGUUAUACGUUUCGAGAGUAUCAUACACGAAUUUGAUCCUUGGUUCAACUUCCGAGCGACGAAAUAUCUUGUGGCCAAUGGCUUCUACAGCUUCUGGGACUGGUUCGAUGACCGAACAUGGCAUCCUCUCGGUCGAGUCACUGGUGGUACACUCUAUCCUGGCCUCAUGGUCACGUCCGGCGUCAUCUACCAUGUCCUUCGCCUGUUAUCUCUGCCCGUCGACAUUCGAAACAUCUGUGUCCUCCUCGCUCCGGCGUGCUCCGGCCUUACAGCACUCGCCAUGUACCUCUUGACAAACGAGAUGUCCUCUUCGCCUUCUGCGGGCCUUCUGGCCGCAGUUUUCAUGGGAAUUAGCCCCGGUUAUAUCUCAAGAUCAGUUGCGGGCAGCUACGACAACGAAGCUAUUGCCAUAUUCCUCCUUGUAUUCACGUUCUUCCUGUGGAUCAAGGCAGUCAAAGUCGGAUCGAUCAUGUGGGGAGCACUGGCCGCCUUGUUCUACGGAUACAUGGUGUCUGCUUGGGGUGGAUAUGUCUUCAUCACGAAUCUUAUUCCUCUGCAUGCCUUCACUCUCAUCCUUAUGGGUCGUUACAGCUCCAGACUUUACAUCAGCUACACGACCUGGUAUGCUUUGGGAACGUUAGCAAGCAUGCAGGUUCCUUUCGUCGGCUUCUUACCGAUUAGGAGCAGUGAUCACAUGGCAGCACUCGGUAUCUUUGGCCUCCUACAAUUGGUCGGUUUCUUCAACUUUCUCCGGGACCAGCUGCCAGGAAAGCAGUUCCAGACGCUACUCGUGGCUCUAGGUGGAGCUAUUUUCGCAAUCAUGUUCUCCGCCCUUGUCCUCCUCACCUUGUCCGGAACCAUUGCACCUUGGAGUGGACGAUUUUAUUCACUCUGGGAUACUGGUUAUGCGAAGAUCCACAUUCCUAUCAUUGCCUCGGUUUCGGAACAUCAGCCAACCGCUUGGCCGGCGUUCUUUUUCGACCUCAACAUGCUCAUCUGGUUGUUUCCUGCCGGCGUCUACCUUUGCUUCAGGAACCUCAGAGACGAACAUGUUUUUGUCGUCAUCUACGGUGUGCUGGCCAGUUACUUUGCCGGUGUCAUGGUCCGUCUGAUGCUCACUUUGACACCCGUUGUAUGCUGUGCGGCGGCACUGGCGCUUUCGCAAAUCCUGGAUACCUACCUGUAUCUUCCUAGUCCCACGGAAGAUGCAAGUGAGUCUAGCAACGGAUCCGUGAAAGAAAAAGCCAGCAAGAUCAGUGCCAAUCCAUCCCUGCGCUCCACGCGGAACCCGCUGGUUGGCAUCUACUCCAGCAUCUCCAAGUCAAUGAUGACAUCCAUGACCACCGCAUUUCUGAUGCUGUUUGUCGCCCAUUGUACAUGGGUGACUUCCAAUGCAUAUUCGUCGCCUUCAGUGGUCCUGGCUUCCAGGCUCCCAGAUGGCUCGCAGCAUAUCAUUGACGACUACCGUGAGGCAUAUUAUUGGCUAAGACAGAAUACCCCACAGGACGCAAAGAUCAUGUCCUGGUGGGAUUAUGGUUAUCAAAUCGGAGGAAUGGCCGACCGACCGACACUGGUGGACAACAACACUUGGAACAACACGCAUAUUGCAACCGUCGGCAAAGCAAUGAGUUCGAGGGAAGAAGUCAGCUACCCUAUCCUCCGACAGCACGACGUCGACUAUGUCCUGGUCGUCUUUGGUGGUCUGCUGGGAUACAGUGGUGAUGAUAUUAACAAGUUCUUGUGGAUGGUCAGAAUUGCCGAAGGUAUCUGGCCUGAAGAAAUAAGGGAGCGUGACUACUUCACUGCUCGGGGCGAGUACCGAGUCGACGAUGAAGCCACGCCGACGAUGAAGAACUCAUUGAUGUACAAAAUGUCAUAUUACAACUACGACAAGCUAUUCCCAGCUGGUCAGGCACAGGACCGGGUCCGAGGCUCGUCUCUGCCGGCCCAGGGUCCUGAGCUGAGUACUUUGGAAGAAGCUUUCACCAGCGAAAACUGGAUCAUCCGUAUCUACAAGGUGAAGGAUCUGGACAAUAUUGGACGUGACCAUCAAAGUGCUGUUGCAUUUGAUAAAGGCCACAAGAAGAGGAGAAAGGCGGGAUCGAAGAAGGUUGUGAGAGUAUUGCGAGAAGACUGAUCGCUCGUACUUUGGUCAUGUUUUCAAGCAGGAAGCAGGUCGGCUGCGCUGCUUCUUGUAACGGUAUAGAUGGAAAUGAAAACAAAAAGUCUGCCGGAAGGCGAAUAUUCUGUGUAUAAAACGAAUGGAAAACUAGUUCAUGGAAAAUCAGCUUCAUGAAUGGGAAAAUCCGAAACAGUGAA